AUGGCUAUCCUAAGCGACAAGGGAAAAGAAACGGGCGGUAGUGUGUUGGAAACACUAGGGCUCAAAAACGAAAGCAGUGCUCGUGAUGUACAAGAAGGUGUGAUGGCUGAAAAUGCCGACAACCUUCAGCGCCAUCUUGGAAAUCGUCAGAUCCAGCUCAUCGCUAUUGGCGGCUCUAUCGGAACCGCCCUUUUCGUCAGCAUCGGCUCCGGUCUUUAUCAUGGAGGACCUGGCAGUUUGUUGAUUGCCUUCACUGUUCAAUGUAUCUUUUUGGCCAUGGUCAACAACUGCCUCGCUGAAAUGACCACUGCAUUCCCAGUCAGUGGUGGUUUUAUUCGCUUGGCUGGAAAAUGGGUCGACGACGCACUUGGUUUCAUGGUCGGCUGGAACUUUUUCUUCUAUGAGGCCCUCUUGAUUCCGUUUGAGAUCUCAGCUUUCACGCUCGUCUUAUCUUAUUGGAGCCCGACUCUGACUGAACCUGGUCCAGUCGCAGGCAUCUGUGUUGGUGUUAUCCUGGUCUAUGGCUUCCUCAACAUCUUGGUCGUCAAAGCCUAUGGUGAAGCCGAAUUCUGGCUGUCCGGUGGGAAGGUCAUUUUGAUAUUCUCCCUGUUCUUCUUCACCUUCAUCACCAUGGUUGGCGGAAACCCGGCCCACGACGCCUAUGGCUUCCGCCACUGGAAUAACCCCGGCUCAUUCAUGGAGUAUCUGGAUACUGGCGCCCUUGGUCGCUUCGAAGGCUUCCUAGGUUCCCUUUGGUCAGCUUGCUUUGCCGUCGUCGGUCCCGAGUACAUCUCCAUGGUUGCAGCUGAGUCAAAGCGUCCCCGCAUAUAUAUCAAGAAUGCCUUCAAGACAGUCUACAUUCGAUUCGGCCUCUUCUUUAUCGGCGGCGCCUUGGCUGUGGGUAUCGUUUGUGCUGCUAAUGACCCUCAGCUAAAAGAGGUUGUGACUGGCGGCUCUUCUGGCUCUGCUUCGGCAUCGCCAUAUGUUAUUGGCAUGCGAAACAUGGGCAUUUCAAUUUUCCCUUCGAUCAUCAACGCCCUCUUGCUGACUUCGAUUUUCUCUGCUGGAAAUACCUACACCUACUGCGCUAUCCGUACUCUAUACGGCUUGGCACUCGAAGGACGAGCCCCAAGAGUUCUCACUCGCACCAAUCGCAACGGUGUACCCAUCUAUUGCUUCGCAUUCGUGAUGAUCUUCCCCAUCCUUUCCUUUUUGCAAUGCUCCAGUAGCUCCUCCAUCGUCAUCACCUGGUUCGCCAACCUCAUCACUGCCGGAGGUCUCAUCAAUUAUAUCGUCAUCACUCUGACAUACAUCUUCUUCCACCGCGCAUGCAAAGCGCAAGGCGUUGACCGCAAGUCCUUCUCCUAUUUCGGAUAUCUCCAACCCUACUGCGCAUACAUUGCAUUCGUAUGGAUGAUCAUCGUGACAAUCGUCUACGGCUACCCCGCAUAUAAGCCAUGGUCGGUGUCAACCUUCUGGUCGAACUACACCAUGCAAAUCGUCAUUCCUCCUCUCUUCAUCAUCUGGAAACUCCUCAAGAAAACCAAGUUUGUUAAGGCUCAUGAAGCUGACUUGGUCUGGGAACGACCCCUGAUCGAUGCGUACGAGGAUAGCUUCAUCGACCCACCAACUGGCUUCUGGAGAGAAAUGCUGCAGAUGGUCGGUAUUGGGCGCACGAAAGGCGGUAAUGAUAAGCGAGCGCUGUCGGUGUCUCAGCCCGGGCCCGGGGCUGAGGAUGAGUAUGCUGUGACGAAGUCGGCAUGA
This is a messenger RNA of Penicillium griseofulvum, 1764 nucleotides long. RefSeq names its product Amino acid/polyamine transporter I. Gene Ontology annotation, molecular function: amino acid transmembrane transporter activity. Gene Ontology annotation, cellular component: membrane. The record is from RefSeq and is a predicted model, not a curated record. The transcript has 5 exons. NCBI's taxonomy places the organism in Eukaryota, Fungi, Ascomycota, Eurotiomycetes, Eurotiales, Aspergillaceae. Gene Ontology annotation, biological process: amino acid transmembrane transport. Bases 1 to 1764 code for a protein of 587 amino acids.